AUGACUUUAAAUGUUAUUUUUAACAUCACUAUUAAAUAUGUACUCGAAUUAAGACCAACCAUUGCAACUCUAUGUCUCACCUACCUAAAACAGUUGAGCAAACAGGACAUAUUUCUGAGUUACAAGGAUGGUACUUUAUCUUAAUGAAUCUUUAAUAGAAGGAAAAAUUUGGGGUUGUAUUUGAGUGUCUCUGUAUCCUUUUUGUAAUUGGUGUGUAGAUCAUCAAACGGGAACUACUCUGACAGAUAGACCACGUGAUUAAAUCUUUAUCUAAAAAGAAGAUGGCGAAGAAAGAUCUUGGUUCUCUGCUCUUAUUCAUCACACUUUGGGAUGCUGCUGAAGCUGCAUACUGCUAUUAUUACACAUACAAUGGGUACACUUCAUACUACUGUACCUACUCAAGUUACCUAUACUUACCUAUUGGUUCUAUCGCGGGAGCUGUGAUUGGUUCUCUGGUAUUCCUAGCGGUUCUGAUUGGACUCAUCGUCUUCUUCUGCUGCAUCCGACCGCGCCGUCUAGCGGCAAGAGGCCAAAUACUGCACACGCCCGGAUCAAAUGUCGCUGUCGUUGGAACAACAGCCGGAGGAGUACAGAUGGGUGGAGGCUACAUCAACACUGCCGCCUAUCCCCCGGGGACUCAGCCUGCGUACCCCCCGGGGACUCAGCCCGCCUACCCACCGGGGACUCAGCCCGCCUACCCCCAAUACAACUAUCCCCCAGAGGCCGCGGCACCGGACGGAAAGCAACCUCCUCCCCCUUAUACAUAGAAAUUCUUAUGUAAGAUAUUUUUGUAACAAUGCAUCUUUGAUAAUAUAAUGCGCUUUUUAUGAAAACGUCCAGUUUUCAAAAUGAAAAUGUAAACAUGAUUUUGUCAUAUUCACUUAUCUAUUAACCUUAAUUAUUUGUAUUUUAUAAUUUUCAUUCUGACAUUUGAAAUCUUUUUUAACCAUAACUUAAGUUAACGAAUGUUCCUUUCAUUGUAUUGUUUAGUUUUGGUGUGUGUGACAUCCAAAGAACAUUUGAUUCAUUUUGAAAUAACAGGGUAUAUAUCUGUUAAUAAUAAAAAAAAAUAUUGCAAUUGAGCUUUUUAGUUUCAAAUGUUUAUUAACUCGUGCAUAUAGAAAGGUUAAGUUUUAUUAAUUUAGUUUUACAGAUUAUUGAUAGUUAUAUAAUAUCCUGUUUUGCUACACGUAGAAGAAUCUGUGUGAUAUUGAUACAAAUUGUUUAAAUUAAAGAACAUGUUAUUUAAAAUUCCUGUAAUAUGCAGUAUGUUUAUUAAAUUUUUAAUGUGUUUAAACAUAUCAUGCUUCUUUCAUUUGUCAUAUUUGCUGAAACAAAUCAAAAAAAUAUUGACAAUGAGUCAUAGGUCAGUUAAUCCGUUAUUAUAUAACCCGCGACAUAUCAAACGAUAAAAAACCUGGAAACUAACGCAAUAAAACUUUUGCAAACUACAUGUAAAAGGUAAAUUUUAAUAUAAAUGCCAAUGUAUAUGUAGUGUGAAUUCACACGCCAUAUCUUCGUAUUUUAUAAUUUCUCA
Molecule: messenger RNA, 1537 nt
Organism: Magallana angulata
Lineage: Eukaryota; Metazoa; Mollusca; Bivalvia; Ostreida; Ostreidae
Exons: 4
Coding region: 282-767 (161 amino acids)
Source: RefSeq, a predicted model, not a curated record